UUCAACAUGUUUGAUUGUAGGUUGAAAUACAUUGAAGGCAAUGUAGUCAGUUUCUAGUGUACACAAAACAAGAGCUCACCCAAAGGACUCACCUUUUAAAUGUCAUUUCAAAUUUGGAAAGAAAUCUUGGUUGCUGAAGUACUCAACAACUUUCACCCCCUCACUUUUUUUUUCUCCAUUUUUUUGUUUCUUGAUACUUAGUAUUCUACUCACUGGACUAGUUUCCAGUUGGCCGCGCACGCACGAUCAGAGGGGGAAGCUAUGAAUAGCACGGAGACAGGAGUGGCUGCUGAGAGAGAGAGAGAGAGAGAGAGUUGAGUUAAAGACAUCACAUGUCUAUAUAAGCUCCAAACGUGAUGCCGGUCCUUUUUUUAAUUUGCAUAUUUCAGCCAAUGGAGUGAGUAAAUAGUUGGAUUUAAUUCUUCAACAUCUAAAAGAACGUGUUAAAAUUGUGAUCAAAAAGUAAUUUAGUGUUGUCUGUAGUUUGAUAUUGAUUAAAGUAUCUUACAUAACAACAAGCGAUUGGUUGAACGCUGUGUGACUCAAACAUAAUAUUUGGGCGUCUUCACUAAGAGUUAAGAUGUUUGGUCCCCUCAAACCCCGAGGAUAAAAAAAUGACUCUACAAAGUCAGAUUGUCUCCGUGUAUUUCUACUAGUGAGACCUCCGCCUCUGUAUUCAUGGGCAGAGACAGCGUGACUGACAGCAGCUUCCUGGAUACAAGGAACCACACGAACAUCACAAGCGCCGAGCAGAAAUGGAGUUUCGAGUUUACCGUCACGCUGACCACCAUCCUCGCGCUGGUGGAUCUCUGCAUCAUCGUGGGCAACUGCAUGGUCCUGCUGGUCAUCGUGCGUCAUCGAGGCAUGAGGACACGCACCAACCUCUUUCUGGUCAACCUGGCCGUGGCCGACCUUUUAGUGGGCCUCUGCGUGGUCCCAUUCACCGUCACUACCUUGAUGGAGAAUCGCUGGAUUUUCGGUAACGGGGCGGUCUGCAUGUUUAACGGCUGGAUGAACAGCUUCUGCCUGAUCAGCUCCAUCCACACCCUCAUGUACAUCAGCAUCCACAAGUAUUUCUCUAUCGUCCGUCCGCUCAGCAAUCCUCUAAAGCUCAGCUACAUCAUAGGAAUGAUGGCUGCCGCCUGGCUGUGGGCUGCCAUCUGCUCCACCAUGAAUGUGACGGGGCUCAUUGUGGAGCACAAGCCAGGAACGUCGCAGUGCGGCCCUCGUUAUCCUAACGAUUUGCAAAUGUUUAUUAUUCACGCCAUCAUUCAGAUCACUUGCAUUGUCAUCCCAUUUCUCAUCCUGGUCUUCUGCUACAUCCGGAUGUUUCAGGAGAUCAAAAGACACUCCCAGAGGAUGCGGACCAACUCGACAGUGGCCGAGGAUCUGAUCCUGUCCCAGCAGAAGAAAGUCGCAGUGACCUUACUGAUCGUGCUGGCCACGUUCGUCGUGAUGGCGCUACCGUACUUUGCCUACGCCAACUACACCACAGUCGUGAAGGACAAGAAACACUUCUCUAUCUACCUGAACCCUGUGGCGUACACCUUUCUUUUCAUGAGCUCAAUGUGUAACCCGAUCAUCUACGCCUUCAGGUCCCCGGCUUUCAGAGAGGGCUACAAGGAGAUAUUGUGUCAGACACCCAACUACGUCAUCAGUGAUGACUCUGAACAAAUCCCAAGAACAAACCGGUUAUCGUCCUUGAUCACCACUCUGCGGCGAGGGAGCUCGGCUAGUCGACGCAACACUUUGACGUCACUCUAUGACGUCAACCCCGAACCAAUCAGCCCCAUCAGUCCAUUGGAACCAGGAAAACGACGCUCCUCCAGAAGUAAGCAGAAAAGUCUGUUCAAGCUGCUGAGGUCCACGCGCCAGUCGAACGCGCAGAGUGUCAUACACCGCAACGGGGAUCUGAUCAUUAUGAAGAGCGGCAAGAUUGUCAGCGUGCGACGAGGCGUCAUGGAGAAAGAGGGCAGCCCCUUCAUCGACCGUCUGAUCAAAUUCAAAGCCGAGGCCGGCAAGGACAAAGGAUUAUCCGCGGGUCUGGCUAGCCCUGGUGAGGUCAUGCUGGGUAUCAUGUGUGAUUCUCACGGCUCCUUGGACAGUGACAAGAAUAGCGCCAACAAGAAAGACUCAGACACAGGCUCUGAAUGGAGUGACGAAGUCUUCUGCGGGUCGGGAGCUCACGAUGUGAAAGAAAAUAAUUUUAAAAACUUGUCACCAAAGACUCCCAACGGUGCAAUAAGCCAACGGGGAAAAGAAAAUGGCAUUGUAAAGUCGUCCACUUCAGUGACAGUAGGUUCUAAGGAAACGCCCAUGAUGAACAAUCAUUCCGUUCCGCCACUGGAGAAUAAUGUGGAGAAAAAAGUUGUUGAGAGCUUAAGCUCCAAGCGUAACUCCCUGGAAGAUGUACAGAAAUCCAGCGACGAGCAGCGAAAUUUCUCCUUGACUCAGCAGCCUCGCCCUGAGGUGUCGCCUACAUCUAAGAUCCCAGGAGUUGUUAUAGACAUUUCUGAAGACAAUGAAGUAUUGACUGUAAUGCCACUGACCCCAAACACUAAACAAUAUCUCGCCAAGUCGGACUUUUCGCUUGACCAACCUCGCGUUCAUAGCUCCUCCAAGGGACGACUGGACACGGGUCUUUUUAAGCCACUCUCUCAUUCUCGUAGCACGGAAAAUAUGAGCAAAAAACAUCCACUAGUCAUGAGACUCCCGUCGGUGGAGUAUCUGGAUCCACCCGUUUCUAUAUUUAGAUCCCGCAGCCACGCUCAAAUGGGAACAAUAAGUGAGUCGGGGGAGAGCAGGUCCAAGUCACCAGAUCGAGAGGCGACCCGCUCUAGGACUCCAUUCUUUCAGUCUCUUUCUCCAUUUAGUCGUCGAAAGAGGUCCCCAAAUCAGAACACACAUAUGUAAGGACUGUGUAUGAGUUGAGUGAUUCUUAGUCAUGAAGAGCUGAGAAUAUAAUAUAAAUGAUCAAAGUUGAAUAUAAAUUGUUGUAUAUAUAUAUAUAUACAUAAGUAUUGCGAUUCAUUAACUUACGGUUCAGAUAUUUGACUGUGUGUGAUAGAAUCAUAGAAAUCUCAAAUCUCUUGUGAAAACAAUUUGUUUACCUUUGACCUAUUAAUCCUAAAUUUUAUGUUUGCCUCUUGUUUACACAUAAUGUUUCAAAUCACGUGGCUGUAACACAUGCGUCAUAUUUACUUGAAAAAUAUGAAUAAAAAGAUUUACUACUGCAGGGGAGAAAGACUGUAUAGAAAAUACAAUAAACAUACAAGUUAACCCUCCCGCACCAAGUCAAAACAAAGGACGUUUGGGACACCAGGCCUUCACCAGCUACAAAGAAAAAAGACAAUUAACUGUUUAAAUAUUGAAUUGUUUUACUUAUUGUUAUGGUUGUCAUCUCAAACCUCCGGCUUCAUCACUUCAUAACUUUUGAAAUUUGAAUUCGCUAUUCGUCGCCUGAUUCUUUCAAACACUAUUGGCAGGUCAGAUUUAAAACAGCCUUAGAUGAUUACGGCAGUCAAAGUGCUGGCCAUGUGACACCCUCAUUAACUGUUGGCCAAAGCUACAUCUGAGAUAUCUGUAUUUCAAAUAGCCUGCCAUGUUUAUGAAGGGAAACUAAAAUUAUUGAUAUCAUUUUUUAAAAAAAUGGGGGGGAGUGGGUUGCAAUUUCUAAAUUGUUAAUGUAGCUUAACAGGCUAAAUUUUACAUACGAUACAUCGAUUAAAGGGAGAGAAUAGAGAGAACUGAAGGAUUAGAAAGUUAUAACGGAGUUAUCUUUUUUUUUCUGCCAAUAACGUGUCCACUUAUCUAUUAAUACCUAGACACGGUCGAAUGUGUAAGUGAAUAUCAUUGUAUGCAUGUAGUCGCUAAACUAGUUUAUAUCUCACAAGUUCAUCAGUAAAUCAUUUUUACAUAAACUUCGAUAAUUAUAACAAUUACAAAUACUUUUAGCAUAUAGUAUGUUAUUAUGCUAAUUCACAAAGUUCACACAGUAUACAAGUGUGUUCAAUGAUACGUCAUCGACCUAAUACAUAUUUAUUCGUUUGUCGAGCUCAUUGUGAAAUGUUCAUAACUGUUAUAGUGAGGGACUUUUGGGGGGUUAUUAGGGCAACAUUUAUUAUCUUGUUGUUUUAAACCAAUACAUUUUAAGUGGUGAAAUUAUUUUUAUUUUCUAAAUUUCCCACAAAUAAAGAAUUAUACUAUGAGGUAAAAGAAAUCUGAAGAUUUUAGUUUCAUACAGAAAUAUCAGAAUUGGUCUUUGUCAAUGCACAAGUAAACAAAAAACUCUCAAAAAUGAAUACAUUUUGUGAAUCUUCUAUUGCAUCAUUUUUUAAUGGUAUACUCUUUGUACUUAUAGCUCUGUGGAAAGUUACAUUAAAGACGUGCUGUAUUAAUGUUAUUUUAUGCUAUUCUUAAGGUGAACUGAACAUUGAUUCCGAAAUAUUUCUUUCUACCCUUUUUACAACCUCAUGGGCACUAAUUGGUUGUCUUUAUUCGGGCCUUUUAUUUCCUCUUCUCGUCCAGCUCUGGUAAAGAACGUUUUUGACCAAUAAUUUAGGAGCUUAGACGAAAUCAUGUUUCAAAACAAUCUACCGAUUUUGCACAUAAAAUAUUUUUUAAAAAGCCCUUCAUUUGCCAACUCCAGAGUUGCUUGUCAUGUUCUUAACGACUAGUUUAAAAUGAGUUUCCUUUCAAUCUGUCGGUUUAUUUACUGAUAACACCUAACUACUUACGGAUGUGAUUGAUCUUUGACCUUUGUGUGAAAGGAUAAUCAUUGACCUUUGUGUGUAAAAUAACCUUUGAACUUUGUGUGAACGAGUUACUUUUAAACCUUGAAUGAGCCUAAUGACCUUUGAACUUUCGAUUGAAUCCCUCCAACAUGUACCAAUGUAUUUACCCAUUCAUGGCCUCACUUGAAUGUCAGCCUCAAGUUUCAGCUGUACGUUUAUUUUUAUUUGUUGUAUAGAAAUAGUUUUAUUGUCUGCUCACCAUUCCAUAGUGUCAUUUGUGCUGUAAACAUGAGCCGUUGAAGGAUGGAUAGUCUGAUAUAAACUGAUUCACAUUCAUAGUAUGGCUACCAUUGAAAUCAAUAUAUUGUAUGUACAACUACUUCCAUGCUCAAAGUUUACCGUGACAAUGACCACAGGAUGACUACAUGAGGAUUGACCACAAGAUAAAUGACCACAUGAUACAUAACCACAAGAUUACCACAUUAUGUCCACAUACAAAAACUAAUGAAAUGGCACCAUCAGCUACUCUAGGUAGUGCUGUCACCGAGGGCUGAGUGAAGUUACAUCAAUACAUGCUUGUUACGAUUACUUCAUUUAUUACUGAAUGAAGAUUGUUCUGAAGGUUCUAUAUUGGUUAACAUUUCGCUUCAUCAAAAUGUGUAUAUGUUGUCACUUUUAUCUAUCACAAACUCUACAAGGGAAAUGUGUACUUGUUUGUUUCAGACACGCUAAGCUUAAACUGCGCUAAACUGAAAUGAAAUUUAAUAUACAAGAGAGAUCUCUUAAGACGUAUCAUUACAUCUUGUAGACAGAAUGUCAUUACAAAUAUAUCAUCUUAUAACUUACAGAUGUUCCUACUUAAAAGAAGAUGAUUACGUCCUAUAUCUAUCAGUGUGUCAAUCUAGUCGUGCAUGUUUAUUAGAGACUUACACUCUACUAAGUCAUUGGUUUUCCUGGCUGAUUCAGGCAACCCUUUCCAUGUUAAAAUGGCACAAGAGAAGAAGGAACACUUGUAUGAAAUAGUCCUAGCAUUGGGAGCAAGAGAUGUCAUUGUCACCAUUCAUCAUGUCUUAACAUUAUCUGCCCUAGAGAUCGCAAGGUCUGAAAGGGGAACUUUACUUUUAGAAAUAAGUUUAACAUUAUCUGCCCUAGAGAUCACAAGGUCUGAAAGGGGAACUUUACCUUUAUAAAUAAGUUUAACAUUAUCUGCCCUAUAGAUCACAAGGUCUGAAAGGGGAACUUUACCUUUAGAAAUAAGUUUAACAUUAUCUGCCCUAUAGAUCACAAGGUCUGAAAGGGGAACUUUACCUUUAGAAAUAAGUUUAACAUUAUCUGCCCUAUAGAUCACAAGGUCUGAAAGGGGAACUUUACCUUUAGAAAUAAGUUUAGUUCCUUUAGUUAACUCUAAGUAACAACAUUUCUAAUGCCGGAUAUUUUUGUCCAAUAUGUUUCCUUGAACAUUCAAUAGGACUUUUUAUUAUUUCUGUUAGCCUUAGCUCCUGUUGUAUUUGUUAAUCAAACUUUGUGAAGAAAAGUUUCACAGCUUUUCAAUAGCGAAUUGUCCAGAUUCAGACAAUGCUGGACAUUCUGAAUUUAGUCACAUACAUUAUACGUGUAUUUUGUUUUCGUUUGAUUUCGUCCAUGAUUGUAAGAAUAAUGUAUAAUCAAGAGAUGUCGCUCUAGAGACAGGGUACUUUUGUAUGGAUGUAUCUUGAUCUAAUGAAUUAUUUUUCAAGUACAUGUGUUUGAUUUGUGUAUAUUUUGUAAGCUUAAUUAAGUGAAAUAUUUGUAUUAAUUGUAUGCUUCAGUGCAAGUAUUUGAGUGACCCAGAGUGUUUUGUACUGGUGAUGAUUGAAAUACAUGUUGGCAAUAUAUGCAUUGAUCCAGUCAAUACAUUUGUAUAAACAAACA
Molecule: messenger RNA, 6644 nt
Organism: Biomphalaria glabrata
Lineage: Eukaryota; Metazoa; Mollusca; Gastropoda; Planorbidae
Product: beta-1 adrenergic receptor-like
Exons: 5
Coding region: 679-2913 (744 amino acids)
Biological process (GO): G protein-coupled receptor signaling pathway
Cellular component (GO): membrane
Molecular function (GO): G protein-coupled receptor activity
Source: RefSeq, a predicted model, not a curated record